Periophthalmus magnuspinnatus is the source of this 680-nucleotide messenger RNA. It is a transcript of the gene svbp, whose product is annotated as small vasohibin binding protein. Bases 98 to 316 code for a protein of 72 amino acids. The transcript is spliced from 3 exons. The record is from RefSeq and is a predicted model, not a curated record. Gene Ontology annotation, biological process: protein secretion; negative regulation of protein ubiquitination. Lineage: Eukaryota; Metazoa; Chordata; Actinopteri; Gobiiformes; Gobiidae. Gene Ontology annotation, cellular component: apical part of cell.
AGCGCCUUGCCUAGAGAGGAGAUUUUUUUUCUUUCAAGCGUUUAAUUUGACAUUGAUUAUUAUCAUCACAUCGUCUUCCAUCACAUACCGUUUUGAUAUGGAGCCUGCUUGUCGUAAAGAUAAACCAAAGCUGAACACCACUCCCACACGAGGAGACAGAGCCAGACAGAAAUCUGCCCAACAGGAGCUCAAACAGCGCCAAAGAGCUGAGAUUUAUGCCUUGAAUAAAGUGAUGACAGAGCUGGAGCAGCAGCAGUUUGAGGCAUUUUGUAAACAAAUGCAGUCCCAGGGAGAGUGCUGUGGGGUGACCUACUGAUCUGAAAAUGGUCCAUGGCAGACCAAUGUCCUUCCAACCUUAAAUGAAGAUUGCACUGGAGUUUUUCUGUUUUAAGAUUUUUUUUAAAGAUUGUAUCCGUCCAUCUAUCUCUCCAAGUGUGAAAGUGGGCAACAGUCUAGUCAGUGUGGUGCAGGAGUGGUUAGGACUUCUAGUGGAGUGUUACGUGCUAGAAUGCAUAAAAGGUUCAAAAGAGUUUACCUUCAUACUGCUAUUAACGAAAUGUAUCAACCUAAUAUUUGGUGAAACAAUGGCAGGUGAAAGCUGCUGCAGUUUAGACCUUGUAAUAACAAGACUGUAUUUGUCUUGUCACUGAAAAGUGAAUUAAAUAAAGUGACUUAUAUUA